GCGGGCAACUUAUUUACAGAGAAAGCAAGCAACCUCUGCUUCUUAAAGUCGGCGACGCACAAUUCUCACUCUCAGAUCCCAUCUUCCACUCACAUACAGCAGAUACAUUGCUUUCUAAUCCUGUUGCAUUUCAAGGAAAAAUUGUUUCUAAUCAAGAGAAAGAUCCAAUUGACCGAAACCUCGUGCUGGGUCUGAGCUAGAUCUCGAAGCUCAGCCACUUUUGACAAUGGGGGAGCAGUCGAAGUCGAAAGGGAUUUGUGGGUGGCUCUUAGUUUUGGUAAUUUUGGGUCUCCUUGUGAUGGGCAUUGUACUGGCAGUGAAGAAGAAGACGAAGCAUUCCCACUCUGCGCCGGACCUGGGCCCUGUUCCGGGGCCGCCCGGCGCGGUUGUCAAGAAAUAUGGCGACGCCCUGAAAACUGCAAUGCAGUUCUUCGACAUUCAGAAGGCUGGUAAGUUGGUAAACAAUAAGAUAUCUUGGAGAGGGGAUUCAGCUUUGCAAGACGGCAAAGAGGCGAAUUUGGAUCUUUCAAAAGGAAUGUAUGAUGCUGGAGAUCACAUGAAGUUUGGAUUUCCAAUGGCUUUUACUGCCACAGUAUUGUCCUGGGCUAUACUUGAAUAUGGGGAUCAGAUGCAAACAGUCAAUCAGUUGAAACCUGCUCAAGAGUCACUUAAGUGGAUCACAGACUACCUUAUUAAUGCUCAUCCUGAAGAUAACGUGCUCUAUAUUCAGGUGGGUGAUCCUGAUAUAGAUCAUAAGUGUUGGGACAGGCCAGAGGAGAUGACUAAGAAGAGGCCUCUCACUCAGGUUAACACUUCUUUCCCUGGAACAGAAGUUGCUGCUGAAACUGCAGCAGCUAUGGCAUCAGCAUCCCUGGUUUUUAAGUCAAUAGAUUCCACAUAUUCAAGCCUCCUUCUCAAGCAUGCACAGCAAUUGUUUACUUUUGCUGAUAAAUACAGAGGCUCUUAUAGUGAGAGCAUUCCCCAAGUCCAGAACUAUUAUAAUUCAACUGGUUAUGGAGAUGAGCUCUUAUGGGCUGCUAGCUGGCUCUAUCAUGCUACUGGUGAAAAAUCAUAUUUUGACUAUGUGACUGGAAAAAAUGGGAAAGAAUUUGCCAACUGGGGAAGUCCAACCUGGUUCAGUUGGGAUGACAAGCUACCAGGAACUCAGGUGCUGUUAUCCAGGGUAAGUCUUUUUGGUGCAAAAGAAACUUCCAACUCAGAACGCCUCAAGAAUUACAGAAAAACUGCCGAAGCUGUCAUGUGCGGGCUCCUGCCAAAAUCUCCAACAGCCACGUCCAGCAGAACAGAUGGUGGACUAAUAUGGGUCAGCGAAUGGAAUGCUCUGCAGCAUCCAGUUGCUUCUGCUUUUCUAGCUGUACUUUAUAGUGAUUAUAUGCUUACCUCCCGGACUGCAAAGCUGUCCUGUGAUGGAGACUCCUUCGGACCAUCAGAUCUUCGUAAAUUUGCCAUUUCACAGGCUGAUUAUGUUUUGGGUGAUAACCCGAUGAAGAUAAGUUAUCUUGUGGGGUACGGUGAUAAGUACCCGCAAUUUGUACACCAUAGGGGAUCCUCAAUUCCAGUCGACGCAAAGACUGGCUGCGAUGGCUGGCAGUGGCUCAACUCAACCAAACCCAAUCCAAACCUUGCGGUUGGAGCACUCCUGGGGGGUCCUUUCCUCAACGAGACGUUCAUUGAUUCACGGAACAAUACAAUGCAAGCCGAACCAAGUACGUAUAACAGCGCCGUUGUGGUAGGCCUUCUCUCCGGUCUGGUCACCACCUCCUCUGUGGUUGCAUCUUUUACAUGAUUCAUUGCAUUGUAUAUGGAGUUCUAUGCAUGGCCAUUUCCUUCUUGGAACUUCUUUUUCUUGGUAUUAUGCUCUACAUGUACGUAUUGAUGUAUCCCGCUGUAGGCUUAUCUGUUUUAACUCUCAAUCUUUCUUCUCUCCUCCCCCUUUCCUUCUCUAGAUGUUUUGUAGCCAUUUAUGCUUAGUACAAAGCUUUGUUUGUCAUAAUCUGACUGCAAUUGAUGUUGCAGUGUCAUUAUGUAUAUAUGAUAUGUGAUGCAGUUGAUUCUC
Molecule: messenger RNA, 2077 nt
Organism: Diospyros lotus (date-plum)
Lineage: Eukaryota; Viridiplantae; Streptophyta; Magnoliopsida; Ericales; Ebenaceae
Product: endoglucanase 10-like
Exons: 6
Coding region: 227-1807 (526 amino acids)
Biological process (GO): carbohydrate metabolic process
Molecular function (GO): hydrolase activity, hydrolyzing O-glycosyl compounds
Source: RefSeq, a predicted model, not a curated record